Molecule: messenger RNA, 1105 nt
Organism: Macrobrachium nipponense
Lineage: Eukaryota; Metazoa; Arthropoda; Malacostraca; Decapoda; Palaemonidae
Product: actin nucleation-promoting factor WASL-like
Exons: 6
Coding region: 330-809 (159 amino acids)
Source: RefSeq, a predicted model, not a curated record
GUAUGGUGUGCACACCGGACAAGUUACUUCAACGUAUAUACAAACGGGAUUAUUGUUACAUUUUCAAUGAAAUCUACUUGAGUAUUUGAAAUGUGGGCGAAUCAAUCAUGGUCCACGGGCGCUGUGCCCCCUGGGAGUGCUAAUUCGCAGGAACAAAUGAGUAGUUUACAAGAACAAGCCCAGCAGUAUGCUGCAUACUCACAGCAACAGGACCAACAGCAGCAACUGGCAACAGCAACUGGUUCUGCAGCAAAUCCUUGGAUGUGGGGCCAACCUGGGAUGUAUGGAAUGUAUGGCAUGUACGGUACCCUUCAGCAGCCACAGCUGCCAUGUCUUGGAUGUCUGUCCCUCCGCCAUCAGUAGCAUCUGUACCGAACACAAGUGUUCCUCCUCCAAAUCAUAAUGCAAGUGGGCCUGCAGCUUCAGCAACCCCUGCUAUGGAUGCCAAACCUCCAAGUGGGCCACCACCAUCUGCUCCACCUCCACCAGAAGACCCUCCCCCACCUCCACCACCAGAUGAAGAUAAAGAAAAAAUUGGCAGUGGUAAUUCAGCCAUUGGGGUUUCCGGUGGUGGAUAUUCAACAAUAAGCAAUACCAAUGCAAGUAAGAAUGCUUCAGGAGAUGAUGCAAAGUUUGAUGAAUCUACUGAUGAAGAUCUUAAAGAAUUUGACAGGCAAUUUGCCAAUUGGGAGAGAAACAGUUUACACAAUGGCAAGAAGAGAAUAAGAACCAUCCUGACAAGUCUGGCCUUAAAAAAUAUGAGGAAGAUUGGAACAAGUGGAGAAGUGACCUUCUUAAGAAGAGGAUGAGAUGUUGAAAAACAAACUAGAACAGUUCAGCAGGAGAAUAGUUCAUUCUCCAAAGAGACACCCCCUGUCUCUUUCAGGUAGUGGUAACGAUACUUCAACUAAAAAUACUACAAAUGAUGAUCCUAAUACCCAGCAGCAGCAGCAGUCGUCACCUCAAACGACUGCUGCUCCUAGCCAAGAGAAGUCCGAUCAGGUAAAUAAAAGUGGCAAUGCCAAUUGGCCAUCUGGUGUGCAAAGGCAAGGAGCCAACCAAGGAGGUCAGGGAGACUGGAUGCCGAAUAACUGGCAAUGGGGUC